Messenger RNA from Oncorhynchus gorbuscha (pink salmon), 2612 nucleotides. RefSeq names its product zinc finger protein ubi-d4-like. Gene Ontology annotation, cellular component: nBAF complex. The record is from RefSeq and is a predicted model, not a curated record. NCBI's taxonomy places the organism in Eukaryota, Metazoa, Chordata, Actinopteri, Salmoniformes, Salmonidae. Gene Ontology annotation, biological process: nervous system development. The transcript has 12 exons. Bases 28 to 1278 code for a protein of 416 amino acids.
CAACCUUUCACGGCAAAGCGAACCAAGAUGGCGGCUGUUGUUGAAAAUGUUGUAAAACUGCUGGGAGAGCAGUGCUACAGAGAUGCCAUGGAGCAGUGCCAUAACUACAACGCCCGGCUAUGUGCCGAGAGGAGUGUCCGAAUGCCCUUCCUGGACUCUCAGACUGGAGUGGCGCAGAGCAACUGUUACAUUUGGAUGGAGAAGAGACACAGGGGACCAGGAGUGGCCCCAGGACAGCUGUACACCUACCCAUCCCGCAGGUGGAGGAAGAAACGACGAGCCCUCCCCCCAGAGGAUCCCCGGCUGGUCUUCCCCCCUCUAAAGUCAGAACUGGACUUGGGUUUUAAGAAGGAUGCCCUGUCAUCAUCUGAUGGCAGCAGUCUGGAAGCCCUGCUGAAGGGGGAACCCCUGGAUAAAAGGGGUCCUCCGGAGCUCCAUGGGCCAGAAGAGGAGUCCAGUCUGGCAGACUACACUUGUGGGGGAGUCACCCCUGCAGCACGCGUCAGAAAGAGAGUCCUGGAGCCAGAUGACUUCCUGGAUGACUUGGAGGAUGAAGACUAUGAGGAGGACACCCCCAAAAGAAGAGGCAAAGGAAAGGGAAAGGGUCGUGGAGUGAGCAGUGCCAAGAAGAAGCUGGAUGCUGCGGUGGCUGCACUGGAGGACAAGGACAAGCCUUACUCCUGUGACAACACUUUCAGACAAAAGCAUAUUUCACAACCUUCUGGACGAGUCUGUGGGAAGCGUUACAAGAACCGUCCGGGCCUGAGCUACCACUACGCCCACUCCCACCUGGCUGAGGAGGAGGGAGGGGACAAGGAGGAGCCUGAGGUCCACACCCCCACCCCGCCCCAGCCUGAGGAGCCCAAGACACCCAAGAAAGGACCAGACGGUUUGGCGAUACCCAAUAUCUACUGUGACUUCUGCCUCGGGGACUCAGCCCUCAACCAGAAGACGGGCCAGUCAGAGGGGCUGCAGUCCUGCUCAGACUGUGGACGUUCAGGCCACCCGUCCUGCCUGCAGUUCACCCCUGUGAUGAUGGCUGCAGUGAAGACCUACCGCUGGCAGUGCAUCGAGUGCAAGUGCUGCAACAUCUGUGGCACCUCAGAGAACGACGACCAGCUUCUCUUCUGUGAUGACUGUGAUAGAGGCUAUCACAUGUACUGUCUCAGCCCCCCUAUGGCUGAACCUCCAGAAGGGAGCUGGAGCUGCCAUCUGUGUCUGGACCUGUUGAAAGACAAGGCAUCCAUAUACCGGACACCUAACGCCCCUCCGUUGUGAUGGACCCCACCCUCUCACAGGUUCUCCAUCACUGGUCAGCAGAGAGGAGUGGGUGGGACAGAUGUCUUGUGAAAAGGGAAGCAUACCUCACCAACCCCCCUUCUGAAACAGGCCUCGGGGAAGUAUACCUCACCAACCCCCCUUCUGAAACAGGCCUCGGGGAAGCAUACCUUACCAACCCCCCUUCUGAAACAGGCCUCGGGGAAGCAUACCUUACCAACCCCCCUUCUGAAACAGGCCUCGGGAAGCAUACCUUACCAACCCCCCUUCUGAAACAGGCCUCGGGGAAGCAUAACUUACCAGCCCCUUGCUGAAACAGGUCUCGGUUUGGAAGGGAAACACCUCACCAACCCCCCUUCUGAAACAGGCCUCGGGGAAGCAUGCCUUACCAGCCCCGUGCUGAAACAGGUCUCGGUUUGGAAGGGAAACACCUUACCAAGCCCGUGCUGAAACAGGUCUCUGUUUGGAAGGGAAACACCUUACCAAGCCCAUGCUGAAACAGGCCUCGGGGAAGCAUACCUUACCAGCCCUGUGCUGAAACAGGUCUUGGUUUGGAAGGGAAACACCUUACCAAGCCCGUGCUGAAACAGGUCUCGGUUUGGAAGGGAAACACCUUACCAAGCCUGUGCUGAAACAGGUCUCGGUUUGGAAGGGAAACACCUUACCAAGCCUGUGCUGAAACAGGUCUCUGUUUGGAAGGGAAACACCUUACCAAGCCUGUGCUGAAACAGGUCUUGGUUUGGAAGGGAAACACCUUACCAAGCCUGUGCUGAAACAGGUCUUGGUUUGGUUCUUAUAUGGCUGUUACACAGUUCCAAACUCAAGUGACCCAUAGGCUUUUGUUUUAAACUAUUUGUCAAUAUAUCAAACACAAUGUGUCAAUAUCCUGAACUUGACAAUACAUGAAGUUUGUUUGAGUGACUUAAACCACAAACCGCUUUUGCCAGCCAAAAUACCUGAACAGUCUCACAUAAAGUUCAUGCACACCACUGCUCAGAUCCUACUUUUAUUCGGCAAAAUGUCAGUUUUGCAUGUAGAGGAGAUAAAUAGUUUGAGUCAAUUAGCAUGCCAAUGCUUGUUCAUAAUAAAAACAUGUUCAAAGGUUUUGUAUAUUUAUAUAUUUGUAUAGAAUAUAAAGGUGGGAAUUAUUUAAAAGCUGCUCUCUGUUCAGCCAUUACAUUCCACUCCUUGACAUUCAUGUAAUUUGCCAAAGACUGGAGUGACGAGGAGUGGAAUGCUAGCUAAAAAGACUGGAGUGGAAUGCUAGCUAAAAAGACUGGAGUGGAAUGCUAGCUAAAAAGACUGGAGUGGAAUGCUAGCUAAAAAGACUGGAG